Molecule: messenger RNA, 989 nt
Organism: Perkinsus marinus ATCC 50983
Lineage: Eukaryota; Perkinsozoa; Perkinsida; Perkinsidae
Exons: 6
Source: RefSeq, a predicted model, not a curated record
UGGGUUUCUUCACGUAUCGGCCGAUGGAGCUUUUUCUUUGGUCAACUGCACAGCGAAGAGGCCGAAGUACGAAACCUCAGAGAGGAUGUUAGAGAGUUAGAGGAACAAGUGAAUGCUAAAGACGAGAUUAUUGCUGAACUGGAGAAGGCAAAGACUAGAAAAGGCGAGAAAUGGCACGCCUCGAGAGACGAUGCAGAAAAUUUGCGUGGUGAGGAUCUGCUGGUUGACUUGCGAGGAGAAGCGAGCGAUAGUCGGGAUAAGGGUAGAAUAUCAAAAGAGGAGAUACGGCGGCAGAAGAGGUAUGGGUGGCAAACGGCUGAUGACGGGCACGGAGCAACCACAUCAAUGUACAAAAAGUUCGAGGUCUCGGACAAAGUAUUACCUGGUAGCAGUAGCACUCCGCUCGCCAGUGAUGAGUCGUUCAAGAGUGUCGUUAACGAGGACAUGACGAGUCCGGAUAUGUUGCUUUGCACGACGGAUUCGGAGUGCUCAGUGGAGAGCUCUGAUGGAGAAGCCGCUGGGAAGUCUAGAAUGCGAGAUCACUUCAGGAAGUUAGUUAGUAACUCAGCGAAAAUACACAAGGCUGGCGACAGAAAGAGUCGGACGAGUUCAUCAAGCAGCUCUCCUCCAUCCAUCGCCAAGACGCUCCGAACAAAUAGAAGCCAGAAGAUAACUCUGACCUCAAGCGGCUAUAGCAGUCAGAAGGAUGGGUUUAAAAUAAUAAUAGACUCUGCAUUCAACGAGAAGAUGGGCCUCCUCGUGUUGCUGGGUUCACAGCAAGUGUAUUCCGGAACAAUCGAGCAGCGUUCAGAGAAAAGAAUUGUGCUGAAAAAUUCUCUCGUUGAAGGCAGCUUAGCCAAAAUCAUUCGCGUUGAGGCCACUCAACUUCGGCCCGAUUGUCUGUGUCGGACGUAUUUCAAUACGUUGGACGUACCUUCGAGAAGUGACGAAGCAGCAUCAUGUGAUUGAGGAACUACACGCAUCUGUCG